ACCCACAAGCUAUCGUCGACCUAACAAUCGAAAUCACACUCCUAUUCUUUGCUAGGGUUUGUCUGAACUCUGAAGGGUUUCCGAUCAGGACUGUUGCGCAUGGCGAAACCAGGACGUGGUCGUCCGGCGGCUCCUGCGCGGUCUGGUUCAGGCUCAUCCUCCCGCUCUCGCUCCGUAUCCGGAUCCUCUCGCUCAAGCUCUCGUUCUAGAUCUCGCUCCAGAUCCUACACUUCUUCUUCUUCUCCGUCUCGCAGUGUCAGCUCUCGUAGUCGUAGCCCUCCUCCAAAGAAAAGUGCUGGUGAUGGACCAAGGCGAGGACGCUCUCCACCACCUCAAUCUAAGAGGGCUUCUCCACCUCCAAGGAAAACAUCUCCUGUACCUGAGUCACUUGUUCUUCACAUUGGUCAACUCACAAGGAACGUGAAUGAAAACCAUCUGAAAGAAAUAUUUGGAAACUUUGGUGAAGUUGUACAUGUACAAUUGGCUAUGGAUCACAUUGUUAAUCUUCCAAAAGGGUCUGGAUAUGUCGAGUUCAAGUUACGAUCCGAUGCUGAAAAAGCCCUGUUACACAUGGAUGGUGCUCAAAUUGAUGGAAGAGUUGUUCAAGCUAAGUUCACUUUACCUGAGAGGAAAAAGGCUUCUUCACCACCUCCUAAGCCUUUGCCCACUGCUUCAAGGAGAGAUGUUGCUAAAAAUGAUAAUGUAGUCGCUGAUGCUGAAAAAGAUGCACCAAGGCGUGUAACAGCUGCAUCUCCCAGGCGUAGACCUCCAUCACCAACUCGCCGGAGGUCUCCUGUAGGCCGGAGAGGGUCUCCUCCACCUCCCCGCCGCCGUGUAGACUCUCCUCCACCUCCUCGACGACGAGCGGAGUCUCCUUACCGCCGCGGCGGUUCACCGCCACCUAGAAGGCGGCCUGCAUCGCCUCCUCCUAGAAACCGCUCCCCUUCUCCUCCAGCAAGACGUUAUAAUCGAUCACCUCCUAGGGCCUCUCCACGCCGAAUGCGCGGUAGUCCAAUUCGAAGGCGUUCACCACCGCCAAGACGCCGUUCUGGAGGAAGAGCAAGGAGUCCACCCAGAAGAUCUUCUCUGAGCCGCAGGCGUAGCAGAUCCCCGCCUAUCAGAAGACCUGUCCGUUCACGCUCCAAAUCAAUUUCACCAAGAAGGGCAAGACCACCAGUUGGUAGACGCGGGAGGUCAUCAUCAUACUCAGACUCUCCAAGUCCACGAAAGGUGACAAGAAAGAUAUCAAGAAGUCGCAGCCCUAAAAGGCCUAUAAGACGGAGGAGCAGCAGUAACAGCAGCAGUAGCAGUUCACCACCACCACAACUACCGCCACCUCCACCAGGAGGACCACCACCACGUAAGCCUUGAGCCUCCACCACUACCAUGGAUAUGAUGGAGGAGCUUCUUUCUGGUGGGGAAUGGGGAUAUCGAUCAUAUCAUGUUUAGAUUUGUUUAGUUUGACAAAACUGAGGGUGUGAGUAAUUGUUCUCUUGACUUUGAUACAACUCAUGUGUAUACUUCUUCAGUCUUUUAUAACUCUUGAGAUACAUAAAGAAGAUUAUGCAUGUCUGGUUUUUGGCCAAA
Molecule: messenger RNA, 1587 nt
Organism: Lactuca sativa (garden lettuce)
Lineage: Eukaryota; Viridiplantae; Streptophyta; Magnoliopsida; Asterales; Asteraceae
Gene: SR45
Product: arginine/serine-rich 45
Biological process (GO): mRNA splicing, via spliceosome
Cellular component (GO): cytoplasm; ASAP complex; nucleoplasm
Molecular function (GO): RNA binding
Source: RefSeq, a predicted model, not a curated record